AUGCCUUUGGCCACCAAACUGCUCUACAAGGAAGUAGGCCCGAUGAGGUUGGCUCGUCCCUGCUUUCUGCCCCCUCUCGCCCCUGCAUGCCGGCAUUUCUUCAAUGGAGGCCAUGGGAUGGGGCCAUCGAACAUCGCCCACCAGAUCAGCCCUAAUACCCUCCUCCUUCCGUAUGCCGUCGCCUUGGUGGAGGCAUCGCAACUCCCUCGCCCCCUUGCCGACAACCCGGUUAUCAACCUGCUCAAUGACCUCUAUUUCCGGCCAGCUCGCCUCGCCGUCCGCGCGCAACAACUGCCGACCAGCCUGGUACGACGGAUGAGCGAUACUCACAGCGCUAUACUCGCCUCAGCGACCGACUUUGCCGCCCUCGCCCUGGAGCGUAUCUCUCUUGAUAGGAACGGAGCUACAUCGACUUGUCUGCCCCUCUCCCCAUCCGAGAUCUUUCGUUUUUGUCGCGCCUUUUACCGAGUCGAGCUGUUUUAUACGCUCUUUCGGGGGCGCGCCUUCACCGACGAUGCAAACCGCUGGUUCUUCUGGAGGCAACCCCCUUGGGAGAACGAGCAGCUCGGUUUAUUAGCUAACCGCAAUAUAAACGCCGUCGACAAAGAUGAGCAAGACUUUCUUGAUGAGCCCUUCAAGCUCUGCUGGCUGGCUCAAGGUGUCGAAUUCGUCAGCAAGCUCACAAACGCCCCCUCUUGGGAGGACCAGCAGAACAUCUUGAACACUGGCCUCGAGGCGUCUGUCCUCGACAAGGUCAAUGUAGAGCUGCCUGAGAUCCUGGGCUACGUUUAUUUCGGCGACGGCAUAUCACAGGAUUUUGAAGAGGCGUGCGACCGAGUCGGGCUGCAUGAAUUUGGCCAUCCUAGCGACGAGGACACAGACUUGGGCCCGUAUAAAGCGUGGCGCACUGAAAAUGUAGGGUCGGGGAUGCCCGAAUCGUUUAUACCUGGGCUAAAAACCUGGCUCCGCGACCGCGCUUAUGUGUUGUGGGAUAGUGACCGAGUAGGGAAGAUAGGCCGGUUUAAGGAUGGGGACGAGCAAUAG
Molecule: messenger RNA, 1044 nt
Organism: Chaetomium fimeti
Lineage: Eukaryota; Fungi; Ascomycota; Sordariomycetes; Sordariales; Chaetomiaceae
Exons: 3
Coding region: 1-1044 (347 amino acids)
Source: RefSeq, a predicted model, not a curated record